CGGCAUUGCUCAGCCAUGGCUCGGAGCAGUACGGUCCAGUCCCCGGUGAGGGGAGGCGCCAUGGAGGCGGGGAGGCCCGAGGACGCCCCGCCGGCCGUGGUCACUUUCUUCCAGCCCCACGUCGGCGGCCAAGUGCUGGUGCUUUUUAGUUUGAUCAGUGGCAGCGAAGCCGUUUUAAAGAGGUUUUUACCCAAGAGUCAUCUUUCUAAGGUGAUCAUUCGUGACAACAUCAGUGUCCAGCGAGUGCACGAGAUCAAGCUCAAGCACAUUGAAGAGAGCAAAAGGAAGAUGGGCAAUCUCUUUGACCAGAUGAUGAAGAAGUUUGUGCAUGACCAGCAGAAGAAGAUGAACCGCUGGAAGAAGCAAUAUGGCCACUACCAGAGAAUGCUGGAGAGGAUUGACCAGAGGGCCAUGCUCAAAGCCCACACCUCAAACUUUGCACUGCCGGAGCUAACAAAGGGCAAGGAUGUCACAGGAUGGAAAAACAUGAACCUGCCACAGCAAAACAGGCUUAGGUAACUUGAGUUACCAUGAGCUAGAGGAAUGCCUUCAUGGUUCCACUUGGCACAGAAAA
This is a messenger RNA of Lacerta agilis (Sand lizard), 574 nucleotides long. It is a transcript of the gene C17H5orf52, whose product is annotated as chromosome 17 C5orf52 homolog. The record is from RefSeq and is a predicted model, not a curated record. Bases 16 to 519 code for a protein of 167 amino acids. Lineage: Eukaryota; Metazoa; Chordata; Lepidosauria; Squamata; Lacertidae. The transcript has 3 exons.